Messenger RNA from Phlebotomus papatasi, 1916 nucleotides. Its product is annotated as protein spartin. Gene Ontology annotation, biological process: negative regulation of BMP signaling pathway; cell division. Gene Ontology annotation, cellular component: plasma membrane. Lineage: Eukaryota; Metazoa; Arthropoda; Insecta; Diptera; Psychodidae. The transcript is spliced from 3 exons. The coding region runs from base 180 to 1745 and encodes 521 amino acids. The record is from RefSeq and is a predicted model, not a curated record.
GAUUUAUGACAGUCGCCGUCUUGCCAUCGGCCCGAAAUGACCGUGAAAUAGUUUUUCUUAUUUUCUCCAAAGAAUAAUUAUAAUUACUGAAGGAAUCUCACACAAUUCUUGCAAUAAGUAUUCCCGCAGAGGCAUAACAAAAUUUUCUUUCGCACUUUGAUGAACUUCCGAGGCAAAAAAUGACCAGCAAAUGGAAAGCGAGCUAUCGCGAAAUCAAGGAAAAACAUGACGAAGCCUACCACACUCUGCAGGAUGCAUGCCGAGAGGAUGUUAAUGAGAAUCUCGAAGUGGCUCUUGAAAAGUACAAAGUAGGUUUAACCGCCAUGAAUGCAGCUCUGAGUGUCCCUGUCUCCUAUCCCGAAUCAAUUGAUGAUACUUGGAAGCAUGCAAUAAAAAUGAUCUCUCAACUGCAGAAUACAAAGCCUGAAAUUGAGCUUCGUAUUGAGAUACUCACGAGAUGUCUGGAAGAGAAAAAGCUCAAGGAAGGAAAUCCCACAACAUUCUCAGAGCUCGUUCGGGCUCUCAAGGAAGUAGAAAAUUCUCCUGAAACUUGCGAUGUUACCCGUGAGUUGGUAUUUUGCUGUGAAAAUGUAAAAUUCUAUAGUAUAAAGCAGGAUGGCAAUGUUACCCUAACUCUGGAUAAUACUCUCCUGGAGAUUUGGAAGUACACAAAGGCUACAUCAAUAGCUGCAGAUGCUGAUCGUGGGACAUUUUUCAUGCAAAUAACUAAGACUUCAGAACCCGUUCUGGCAGCUGCAGUGAAGAAUGCUGCAGCAGAUGAGGAGAAUACUGAUCCAAAUAUUCCUGAUAAAAAUUUGGCAGAAAUCAUAUGGACUUAUCCACUUCUUCCGGGUGUUUCUCCGUGCUUCCGGACACGAUUUGGUGCUAUAAUCUUCCCGGACUUGAGGGCGCCUCCUAGUGCAGGGGCUACCAUUGGGAUCCAGGUGGAAGGACCACCUGAUGAAGUUUUGAUGGAGAUUCUUGAUGAGAUCCUCAAAUGCGUCUACUGGCAGGAAGGAGAACUAGCUAAUCUCAAACGACACUCUCGAUCACUCGUUGUCUCUGAGAAAAUCACAAAGGGAGCCUACUAUCUCUCCCAAGGGCUCAUCCGUGGAUCCCAAAAAACAGGAGAACUAAUAACAUACGGUACACCAUAUCUCAUGUCUAAACUUUCCAAGGCACCGGACAAUGUGCCCCCGGUUUCCGGAAAAGUUGAGACAAGCGUGAAAGUGGCAAAAACAGUUACAGGAACAGCAGCAUCUGUCACAGGUUUUAUGGCACAGAAACUCGGUUCAGCCACAAUGGCUCUGGGCAGAUUUAUUGCUCCGCAUCUUCAGCAUCAGGGAUCUCGUUUGCUCUCUCAGGGUUUGGGUAUGAGUGAGGCAGAUGCAUCUGAGAAGAUGGCUGAUGCCCUAACAGUUGCAGCUGGUGCUGUUGAAGCUUUUGGCACAGUAUACAGUGGCCUAGAGGAAUCUGCGUCGAUUCUUGGACGGAGUCUCAGUAGCAAUUCCGUGAAGGUGAUUGAACACAAGUACGGACCAAGUGCUGGGAAUUUGGCAUCCAAUACAUUUGAAACAGCAGGGAAUGUUUUUGCUCUCAGCCAGAAUGUUAAACUGAUGACACCCAAAGGACUGGCCAAGAAGACAGCCAAGAGUGCAGGAAGAGCUCUAGUGGAGGACUUCCAGCCACAGAGCGGACCAUCGAGACAGAUUAAUAAUACAAGGACUGACACUGGAAAUGAGUAAUCUCUGAGGAAUCUACAAGGUAUUUGCACAUAGUUAGGCAUUAAGUACACUCAAUCUGAGAUUUAUUUUAGAUCUAUUUGAAGGGAUCUUUAAAAAUUUGUAUAUUGUGAAAGUUUCAAGAGAAAAUAUAUAUUUUUCGAGCCAUUCUGGAUACUUUCGGCAAUAUUGAAA